Molecule: messenger RNA, 219 nt
Organism: Clunio marinus
Lineage: Eukaryota; Metazoa; Arthropoda; Insecta; Diptera; Chironomidae
Source: the annotation of a GenBank genome assembly
AUGUCAAUUUCCAAAGAGUCCUUUCAUGUUAAAAUGACCAUUUGUCAUUCACAUAAAAUUUUUUUUUUUGAAAAUCGCUUCAUUUUAUUAGCUUCCAAAACGAUGAAGAAGAUGAAAACGAAAAAAGGAUUUGACUCAGGAGAGAUCAGAAGAUGUAUGUUUGCAACAUUUACUCAGAAAAUUCAUUUAAUGUGCUGCUCUGCAAUGGGCGACGAAUAA